AUGUAAAUCUAAUUCAAAAACUUUAAUUAAAUCACUUCCUUGGGAAACUAUGUAAUUAAAUCCUUUAUAAUCAAAUCUUAUAUACCUAAGCAUUAAUUAAUUGUUGUAUCUCCAAUUUACCAUCCAUCUUCAUAGUUAAUAUUAGAGAAUUCUAUUAAAUUAAAAAGUUGCAAAACCAAUUCUUAAUUAGUACAUCCGAAUGAAUUACAGGAAUCACAUCCUAUUAAACAUUCAUUAAUUGAUAAUUAGAAUUCUGUGAUUCCCCAAAUUGCAUUUGUAGCUAAAAGAGCUACUGUGACUGAUGAGAUUGAAUGUUAAAUGGUAAUUGAAAUAGGGAAAAUCAGCCAACUUUAGCUUGUACUAGCCGAUUGA
Messenger RNA from Paramecium pentaurelia, 372 nucleotides. NCBI's taxonomy places the organism in Eukaryota, Ciliophora, Oligohymenophorea, Peniculida, Parameciidae. The record is from the annotation of a GenBank genome assembly.